Molecule: messenger RNA, 4632 nt
Organism: Diachasma alloeum
Lineage: Eukaryota; Metazoa; Arthropoda; Insecta; Hymenoptera; Braconidae
Product: tripeptidyl-peptidase 2
Exons: 10
Coding region: 108-3908 (1266 amino acids)
Biological process (GO): proteolysis
Cellular component (GO): cytosol
Molecular function (GO): serine-type endopeptidase activity; tripeptidyl-peptidase activity
Source: RefSeq, a predicted model, not a curated record
ACCACUAAGAUAGCGUUUAUAACGAUUUUCUACCGUCACGGUGCGCGACAGAGGCCACUUCUGGAUAAGACGAUACAAUAAGAAUUAGAAAUUUUUGAAUUCAUAUUAUGGGGGACGUCGUUGACUGUAAUUUUCCCGUAUGGGGACUUUUACCUAAGAAAGAAACUGGAGUUAGUCAGUAUCUCAUUAAAUAUCCGGAGUACGAUGGUAGGGGUACCGUUAUUGCUAUCUUCGAUUCUGGAGUCGACCCUGGUGCUCCUGGACUACAGGUGACGAGUAAUGGAAAACCAAAGAUUAUAGCCCGGUUUGACUGCAGUGGGAAUGGAGACGUGGAUACCAGCACAAUUGUACACUCAGAGGAGGGAUACAUUAUUGGACUCACCGGUCGCAAGCUCAAACUGCCAUUCAACUGGAAAAAUCCAUCUGGUGAAUACCAUAUCGGUGUUAAAGAGGCUUACCCCCUUUAUCCAGCGAAAUUGCGUGAAAAAAUAAUAGCCGAACGGAAAAAAAAGUAUUGGGACGAUGGCCACAAAGCAGCACUUGCGGAAGCCACCCGAAAGUUUCAGGAAUUUGAGGCGAAAAAUCCUAAUCCAACUAGUGUCCAGGAUAAAUUAACAAGGGAGGAAUUGGAGGCCCGUGUUGAAGUGCUCCAAAAUGGUGAGAAGAGGUAUCAUGAUGCGGGGCCUACUUACGAUUGUGUUGUCUACCACGAUGGUGACAAUUGGAGAGCGUGUAUUGAUACAUCUGAGGAAGGAAACCUUGAGGCUGGAAUUCAUCUAGGAGAGUACUACCUCACUCAGAAUUAUGCUCCUCUCACUCAGCAAGAUCAGUUGAACAUCUCAGUAAAUAUUCAUAACAACGGAAACAUUCUUGAAAUUGUUGGAGUAUGCGCAAGCCACGGGACGCACGUGGCGUCAAUAGCAGCCGCCAACUUUCCCGAAAACAAAGAGCUGAAUGGCAUUGCCCCUGGAGCUCAAAUAAUCUCCUUGACAAUCGGCGAUAACCGCAUCGACCCCAUGGAAACUGGAACUGGUCUCGUUCGAGCAAUGGUUUGGAUAAUGAAAAACAACAAAAAAGUGGACGUUAUAAACAUGAGCUACGGUGAGCAAUCCCACUGGUCCAACACAGGAAGAAUCAUCGAGCUGAUGAAUGAAGUUGUCGAUAAAUACGGAGUCACCUGGGUCGCAGCAGCUGGGAAUUUUGGUCCAGCUUUAUGCACAAUUGGCACUCCACCAGACAUCAAUACCAUGAACAUAAUAAGUGUGGGUGCAUAUGUAUCUCCAGAUAUGAUGGUAGCCGAAUAUUCUCUCCGUGAAAAAAUGCCAGGUAUGCCGUAUACGUGGUCCUCACGAGGACCAAUGAUAGACGGUGGUACUGGGGUGACUGUGUGUGCACCUGGUGGAGCCAUAACAAGUGUUCCAAACUUUACUCUUCGUCAGAGUCAACUUAUGAAUGGUACCAGUAUGGCCAGUCCACACGUUGCUGGUGCAAUUGCCCUCCUUAUCUGUGGCUUACGCGACAAAGCCUGUCCUUUCUCACCUUUCAGCAUUAAACGAGCUCUCGAAAAUUCGGCGCUAUAUAUAGAAUCAUUGGACUCAUUUGCCCAGGGUUCUGGUCUACUUCAGGUAGAACGUGCUUUUGAGAAUCUAGUGGCGAACUGUCAGGCAAUCGAGAGAGACGUACGAUUUUCCAUAAACUGUGGAAGCAAUAACUCAAAAGGUAUUCAUCUCAGAACUGGAGUUAUUGACCGACCAAAGGACUGUGCCGUAACAGUUGAGCCAAUCUUCCUUGACACUGAGAAUGUUGAUGCAUCUCGAAAAAUCAAUUUCAAUCUCAGACUGUCAUUAGUUUGUGAUGCAUCCUGGGUGCAAUUUCCAUCGCAUUUUGAAUUGAUGCACAUGUCUCGAGCUUUUACUGUGAGAAUAGACGCUGUCAAACUGAAUGACGGUGUACAUGCCACUAAUAUUCGGGCCUACGAUGUCACCAAUGUUGAAAAAGGACCAGUGUUUACUAUUCCUGUUACUGUUGUGCAACCCCUGACAAUUCCAAAAACAAUGAAUUUACCGGACUUGCAUUACAAUCACGUUUUGUUCAAACCAAAUACUAUUAAUCGCCACUUCAUUUUCGUACCGGAGGACGCGACGUGGGCUGUUAUCAAGCUCAAAAGCCACGACAAAGAAAAGACUGGGAGGUUUGCCAUACAAGCUGUGCAGUUGAAGCCACGAAUGGCAUCCCGAACCCUGCAAAUUAAUAAAAUGAUAAACAUUACUUCACAGUCUGAGACUGUGCAAGGAUUUGCCGUUCAGGGGGGUUUGAUUCUCGAAGUUGUUGUUGCCAAGUAUUGGGCCAAUCUCGGGGAAAUUUAUAUUGAUUAUUCGAUUGAAUUUCAUGGAAUCCAUGUAAUCGAUGGGAAUGUUACAAUGCAAUCAGGCGAUGGAAUCCAUCGAAUGGAGCUUCGCAGUUCUCUCAGGAAUGAGGAAAUUGUACCGAGUGUAACAUUGAAAUCACUUGUUCAGGUUUUACGGCCUAUCGAGUCGAAAAUAGUGCCACUAGGUGAGAGGGAUAUUAUUCCACCAGCACGUCAAAUUUACGAACUGCAGUUGACGUAUACAUUCCACAUUGCUAAGGCAACCGAAGUUACACCAAAUGCUGCUUUCCUCAGUGAUCUUCUUUAUGAGAGUGAAUAUGAAAGCCAGCUGUGGAUGCUUUAUGACUCGAAUAAACAGCUUUUGCACUGUGGAGAUGCUUUCCCAUGGAAGUACACCAUUAAGAAGUUGGAGAAGGGAGAUUACACCCUGAGGAUGCAUAUUAGGCAUGAGAAGAAGGAUUUAUUGGAAAAACUUACAGAUAUGGCGAUUCUAUUGAAUCAAAAGCUGGGAAAUGUCAUUAAUUUGGAUGUUUAUGCCAAUCACUCACAGGCGAUCAUUUCGGGGAAGAAGAUGGUCGCUGCUACUGUACCCCCGGGACAUAUUCUUCCGGUCUAUAUUGCUCCAAUGAAUAAUGAAAAUAACAGCUCAGAAUGCAAGAUAUCAAAGGGAGCAACACUGGGAACCUACCUCCAGGGCUCAGUGACAUUUUGCAAAGACGAGGCGCGGAAGAAAAUUGACUGUUACACCUUCAAAUACGUUCUAUCUGAGGCAGCUAAAAAAGUACCACAAGUGGUUAAGUCGGAUGAUGAAAAGGUCAGCAAAUGGGACGAGUAUCAGGAUACACUGAGAGAUAUGAAAUGCACAUGGCUGGCAAAAUUAGAGGCGACUGAACACGCAACAGCUUUGUACAAUGAGCUCCGUACUACUUAUCCUGAGCAUUUACCCGUCCACACUGCCAUGUUGACGUCCCUAGACUCCCCAGAAGCUAGACGGAUACUUCCCCACGAUGAUCUCAGCGAAAGUGCAAUAAGCUUUUCCGAUCAAAUAAUCGACGUUGCUGACAAAGUUAUUUCUGCAAUCGAUCAAGAAAAAUUAUUAGCAUUCUACGGUAUGAAACACGAUCAGAGGCCAGAUGCUUCGAAAAUCAAAUCAACGAUGGACAAACAAAAGAAUCUAUUGAUCGAGGCACUCGUGAAAAAAGGCUGUGCUUAUUCAAGAUUAUAUAUUCAUACUCGUAAGAGAGGUGAAACUGAAGCUGCUAUGCAUCUGUCUACGGUAACGCAAAUUUGGAAUGAUGUACAAAAAUACACUGAAGCCACAGAUAACAAGGUUCUGAUCCUGUCCUUGUGGCACGCGCACAUUAACAAACACUAUGGACGUUACCUGAAACUCUUAGGACGUUAUUACGAAGACAAACCACUCAGGGAUAUUGACGAAAAAUUCGUUGAAAUCACGAAAACUAUUGGCUGGGAUCAUUGGGCAAAGCACAUCAGUGGAAGUAUACCAACGCGUCAUUCUAAGACAUACAGGCCAUUUUGAAAUGUGAUUCAAUAAUCUAUGUCAUUCAUAUUUUCUAAAAAAAAAACUAACAUUAAUCUGGGUAAGAAGGAUAUACGUUUUGCUGAAGUGAAACUGCUUUUUUCACAAGGCCGAUAACAAAAGAAAAUUGUUUUCUAUUAUUUUCAAAUGCACGAUGCGCGGUUGUAUAAUUUAUAAUGAAUUUACUUGUCUUUUUAAUUAUAUUUAACAAUUUCGAUGAAAUUCAUCAGAGAAGAACUCGUACAGUGCUUCCUUCCCUAAAAUGAUCUCCACUGUGUUAUAAAACAACACCUGAAGAGGUUCCACUUCAACAAUUACGCAAGAUUGAUAGGUGCGAGGAACACAAGAUCCUGAAGAACUCCAAUCGCUGUGUGUGUCAAGUAGAUUUGAAUUAUCUCAUAUUUUUUAAAGCCUGUUCAUCUACGGUUAGUUUGCCUUCAGUAAAACGUGUGCAAUUGUCCUUAUCAAUUGCUCUUAAAGUAUCAUGAACAUUGCAAUGAUUCUCGAAUGAUCCUGUGAAGUUUAACUCGUGAAAAAUAAAUUUUGUAAACAAUUUUAACACAUUAAUACUGAUCACCAUUUUUGGGGUGGAACAUCUUCACACAAUUGCUUAAAAGAUGUAACCCUCAUAAAAUUGAAUUAAUAAUUAUCCUGGAUUAUUUUUAUGAAAAUGACUGAUUCGAGGAGCAUCAAAACAAUCGUCAAAUAAAAAUGAAAACUUUGA